CUUCAUUGAUGGUGGUACUGAGAUUGCUUUUACUGAGGAUGUUGGAGCUGAUUUUGAGGCUCUUGGAUGGCAUGUUAUCUGGGUGAAGAAUGGUAACACUGGUUAUGAUGAGAUCCGUGCUGCCAUCAAGGAAGCAAAGGCUGUUAAGGACAAGCCCACAAUGAUCAAGGUGACAACAACCAUCGGGUUUGGCUCACCAAACAAGGCAAACAAUUACAAUGUUCAUGGAAGUGCAUUUCGAUGUGCCUGAUGAUGUGAAGAGCCAUUAGAGCCGCCAUGUCCCAGAGGGUGCAGCAAUUGAAGCCGAGUGGAAUUCCAAAUUCGGUGAAUAUGAGAAGUACCCAGAAGAAGCUGCAGAAUUGAAGGCCAUCAAGUUCUUGUUUUUCACUCUUUGCAUAUGAGAUGUCGUACUGGAUAACAUAUGAUUACCCAUCAGAUGUCAGGUAAAAAGUUAAGCGUAAAUGGGGAACUGACUGGAAGGGUCAAACACAGAAAUGUUUACUGGAAAGGAGGAAGAAAUCAACUUUCUGGGUGAUGGGACUGAGAAGCCUGAAUUUGGGAAGUGGGCAUGGAUCUCAGCAAACCAAGUUGUUGAUCAUCAAAGGUAUGAAGUGCCACCCAAUUUUAGAAGGUUAUUGAGUUCAAAGAUGAGAAGACUAUGCAGAGUUCUGAAUGUUCGUCUGCAGGCUGAACCAGAGACAGAUGAGGUGUAUGCACAAAUAACUUUGCUUCCUGAAACAGAUCAGCAGUCCAAAGUUCCACAAUGCGACGAUCGUUGUCAAACAAGAUAUCUGCUCCUCUUCACUACCAUGCAUCAACUGGACCAGUAAUCAUAACAAGUGCAGAAACUGUUGAUUAUAGUCUGAAACCAUAUUCAGGAAUUCCACAG
Messenger RNA from Ipomoea nil (Japanese morning glory), 889 nucleotides. RefSeq names its product auxin response factor 9-like. The record is from RefSeq and is a predicted model, not a curated record. NCBI's taxonomy places the organism in Eukaryota, Viridiplantae, Streptophyta, Magnoliopsida, Solanales, Convolvulaceae. Bases 495 to 830 code for a protein of 111 amino acids. The transcript has 8 exons.